Messenger RNA from Chaetomium globosum CBS 148.51, 1020 nucleotides. RefSeq lists its product as uncharacterized. The record is from RefSeq and is a predicted model, not a curated record. The transcript has 2 exons. Lineage: Eukaryota; Fungi; Ascomycota; Sordariomycetes; Sordariales; Chaetomiaceae. The coding region runs from base 1 to 1020 and encodes 339 amino acids.
AUGACAUCCGUGUCAAGACAUCUUUCACUGCCAGGGCCACCGGUUCGCCCUCCCCGUCCCACGUCUCCUUCACACACGAUACCUCCUCGUGGUGUCCGACCAAUGCGUCCCGCUCCUAUCUACAAUCAGCAACGCCCUUCCAACCCCAGACUUGAAGCCUCCUUGCCUCCUCCACCUGCUCCACUUGGGGACGAUGUUUCAGACUGCGAGUCCGACAGCAGUGACGACGAGUCCGACACACAGCCACUCAGAAACAGCUUCCUCGGAGUCCGCACUAGCAUCGUCCGGGCCCCUCGCGAUGUUGAAGAAGCUGGGGCGUCUGUAAACUCGUCUUCAAACACCCUAUCAGGAACACCACCCUUGAGCGCCAAAGAGUUCAAGCCGAAGGCCGUUGUUUCAGAACCAGAUCUAUUCGAGAGUCAUGGCCUCGACACCUCGCCCUUGCCCCCGAAAAAGGGGUCUCGGUUCUACCGCUAUUUGAGGUGGAACUUUGGCUCCGUCUACCGCCGCAUCUUCUGCCUUGUUUACCUCUCCAAGCUGACCUACCAGCAAGCCAGCAUCGCGGUGACGGCAAACAUCCUCGCUGCCAUGCUUGUCCGCAACGAGCAUGUCGUCAAUUCCAUGUUUUGGGUAUUCGGCACCUGGACCAAGAACCUCCCCUUUCGAAUCCGCACCCUUGCGGCAAAGGUGUACUCGUAUGGCGGCAUCCACAGCGGCGGCGCCGUAGCUGCUACUUGCUGGUACAUUGCGUUCCUCGUGCUCCUGACCAUGGAGUUUCAGAGUGCUGGCUCGCUCAGCGUCCUCCGCAGCUACAUCUACUUUGGGUAUUCAGCUACCUUCAUCCUGUUCCUCCUCGUGUCGAAUGCUGGUCCCUCGGCGGCAAACCCCCACCUCCGCCGGCAUCAUGCACAACUGGUUCGAGGGUAUCCACCGCUUCAUGGGCCUUGGCUGGCCUCGUUUUGUUGUUUUUGGGGCCCCAAAGUCAUGGCUGGCUCACCGCCGAGUCCAUCUACCAUCUAG